AUGACGGAGCUUUCGCCGCCCUCGAAGAAGGACAUCCCAAAGCACUUGCGCCAUGCCAUCUCCAGCAAGAUGGUCAGGACCCACUCGAUACGCAAACCCCAGGUGUACCUCGUCAAGCGGUUCACGGGGGAGCCGCUGCGCGAGUGGGUGCAGCGGAACCUCGAAAACUCCCUGGCUGGCAACAUCUUCAAUGUCACCAUGGCCGUUCUGAGUACGUUCCAAGCACUCUUCCACGUGAGUCUCAACUGGUCUGGCUUGCGGAUCGGCCUCGAUCCCUGGAUGCAAGAGGUGGAUUUCAGCAUCAAUUUGGCAUUCACACUCGAAUAUGUUCUGCACGUGUACGCGUCGUUCGACCGACUCGAGUACAUCGUCGGGUUCUUCCCAAUGGUGGAGUUCGCAGUCGUGCUUCCGUCGUGGUUCGACCUCCUGGCAGCGUACGUCCCCAGCCUCACCUCGACGAGUACGCUUUUCCAGCUCUCGCGCAUGUUGCGGCCGCUUCGCUUCAUUCGUAUCUUCCGCCUCGUGCAGUUCGCUACCUCGUCUCUUCAGCAGCAGGCGUGGGUGGCGAUGCUGACCAUCGUAUCGAUUGUCUUUGCUACAGCGGGAGUCGUUCAGGCGACCGAGGCUUGCCUGGUCACGUGUGAUGACGAGCCUCGAGUGUGCAAGUGCCGCGAUCUGUCGUUCCCGAACCUGCUCUACUUUGUGGUGGUCAGCAUCUCGACGCUCGGCUACGGCGACAUCUCGCCCGUGUCGACCAGCGGCAAGUUCGUGAUCGCCUUCGUCAUCCUCUUCACGUUCAUCGUCGUGCCGAUCCAAGUGAACCGCAUCCAGGCGACGAUCACCUCGCACACAGACUAUUCCUCUGCCUACUCAGAGGCAACGCUGCACCCUCAUGUGAUCCUGACAGGGUACAUGAAUGCCGACACGCUCUCCGUCUUCUUCGGGGAGUUCUUCCACCCCAGCAACCUCAACUGGAACGAAAGAGUGGUCAUCCUGAACGCGUCGCAGCCCUCGCCCGAGAUCAACAAAGUGCUGAAUGCUUACGACAAAAAAGUGCAGUAUAUUGUUGGAUCCCCCUUGCUGGACGAGGACUUGACACGAGCAGUGCUGAGUGACGCCAGUGCCUGCUACGUGCUCGUGAACCGACAGUCGUCACGCCCACAGUACGCAGACCAAUGCUGUGCUCUCAUCACGAUCGCAUUGCGUCGAGGGAACCCGACGUGCCGGAUAUACACACAAGUGAUCAACUCAAGGAACGCCGCGACGCUGCUGAAGAUGGGGGCGAGUGACGUCGUGGUCAUUGACAUGCUGAAGUUUUCCAUCCUAGCCCGAAGCAGUCAGGUGUGGGGUCUCCCCACGCUCUUACACAACCUUCUGGCCCAGUGCAACAGCGACCUGGACAGCCAUCAUUCGUCUCUGCAGUGGCAGCGGCAGUACCUGCACGGCUACAUGCACGGCAUCUUCCUCGUCGACAUUCCGCGCACAUUUUCGGGCCUUACAUUCGGCGACCUCAUCCGUUUUCUCUACGACAAGUCGUCAGUUAUCCCUCUGGCCAUGUUGACGGACGACGGGGUGCGCUUCAUGGACAUGGAGUUCAAACUCGGCGCCACCGCUGACCCAAACCUGUGCUGCAAGGUGUACGCCAUUGCCAAGGGGUUGACUGCAGUCGAAGGCGUCACAAAGAUCCCGCCGGAGCAGAUUCUAUCGUACCGCAAAGGUGCACGCCGCACAGGCAAGUCAAUGUCCAGCAGCAGGCUGGACGAGAUGAAGAAGAUCAAACCAGCGCUUGGCAACGAGAUCGAGCAGAUCCGCGAGCGGAUCAUCAACAUCUUCACCGUCGCGGAAGAUUACGACGUCGAAGCUGCUCUCGGUCUAGCCGAAAAGCGCGACCUUGCUGACUACGAGCUUCUUCCAGGUGAAAUGUCGGAAUACGAGCGGUUUGUGGCUCUAGGCGUACCCGAAGACGUGACGGAUCAUAUCGUGGUGUGCGGGUUCCCUUCAGACACGUAUCACUUCAUCAAGACCAUCCGUGAAGCACCUAUGCCCGACGACUACACGCCGUCUCCAGCUAUUAUCUUCUUGGCGCCGAAUUGUAUCGAUGAGCGGGAGUACGAACGUCUCCGUGGGUUCAUCGACGUGUACUUUGUCCAAGGAUCGCCUGUGAACUUCGGAGACCUCAAGAAAACUAAUAUUCGCUGGGCGAUCUCCGUGCUCAUCCUCACGCAGGCAUCUGAAGCUCAAUACUCUGACCCGAACAUGGUGGACGCCGACGCUAUCACCAUCGUGCGGUACAUCGUGGAGAUCAGCCAUCGCACGCGGAUGCCGAAUCUCGUUGUGGAGCUGGACAAAUCGUCAAAUGUCAAGCUGCUUAGCUCGAUGGCCAAUGAACGGCGCACCAGCUCCGCCUUUGGGCUGCCGGCGCUGGUGCAUCGCAACGUCUCGCACCGCUCCCCUCGGCAUCACAGCGUCAUCUCAAGGCGUGACUCAUUCUGGAACUCACUGGAAGAUGGCGAUGGCAACGUGGACGCAACGUUGGUACUGGAGGAGUUUAUCGCCUCUGGUCGCGUGUUCAUGAACUCGAUGCUCGACUCGCUCAUGAGCGAAUGCUACCGGAAGCCGUGGAUCACGCAGUUCCUUCAUAUUCUCAUCAAUGGCAGCGUCAACGAUCUGGAGGAGCGGCGGCUGUUUCAGGUGGAGGCCCCCGAGGAGCUGAUUGCGCUCAAAUACGGCGAAUGCUUUCGCAAAUUCCUCGACAUGUCGAACUGCACUUGUAUUGGACUGUGGCGACCCGAACGUGGCGUGGUGCUGCCUCAUCCUUGCGUCUUCAUCAACCCGCCAACGGAUCUCCAGAUUGAACCUGGCGACCUCUUCUACGUAGUAGGCAAACCGUUUACUUUCGCCUCGACUCCAAACAUCUUUGCACACUGA
This is a messenger RNA of Phytophthora sojae, 2928 nucleotides long. RefSeq lists its product as hypothetical. Gene Ontology annotation, biological process: transmembrane transport; potassium ion transport. The record is from RefSeq and is a predicted model, not a curated record. The coding region runs from base 1 to 2928 and encodes 975 amino acids. Gene Ontology annotation, cellular component: membrane. The transcript is spliced from 5 exons. Gene Ontology annotation, molecular function: monoatomic ion channel activity. Lineage: Eukaryota; Oomycota; Peronosporomycetes; Peronosporales; Peronosporaceae.